This is a messenger RNA of Stegostoma tigrinum, 5479 nucleotides long. RefSeq names its product protein kinase N1a (gene pkn1a). Gene Ontology annotation, molecular function: small GTPase binding; ATP binding; protein serine/threonine kinase activity. The coding region runs from base 85 to 2988 and encodes 967 amino acids. Lineage: Eukaryota; Metazoa; Chordata; Chondrichthyes; Orectolobiformes; Stegostomatidae. The transcript has 23 exons. The record is from RefSeq and is a predicted model, not a curated record. Gene Ontology annotation, biological process: signal transduction; protein phosphorylation.
ACGUCACAUGUGGGCGGGACGGAGGUCUGGUCGACGGAGAGGGAAGCAUUUUAGAGCCGAUUUGGGGAGAGGAGAGGAGCCACCAUGGCUGGGGAGGCGAUGCAGAGCAACCAUGGAAAUUUCCCAAUUUUUGAGCAACUACGAUUGGACCAGAGCUCAGAUUUUUCAGAUACCUCAUUCCAACAGAAAUUGGAUGAAGCCAAAGAGCAGAUUAAACGUGAGAUCAGAAAAGAAUUGAAGAUAAAAGAAGGUGCAGAGAACCUGCGUAAAGCCACCACCGACAAAAAAAACUUGUCCAAUGUGGAACAUGUCCUGAAAAACUCCAAUCGAAAACUGGAGAUGUUACAUGAACAGCUGCAAGACCUAAAUGCCCGCAUUGUGGUUAAGGAUCCUGAGGAAUUGCAAGAUGAACCUCAGUCUCCUGGUACUGUAAGCAGGGAGGCCCGUUCCACUGCCAACAAGAACCGGAUAGUGGCACUAGAGAAACAGCUUGAUAUCGAGAUGAAGGUGAAGCAGGGAGCUGAGAAUAUGAUCCAGAUGUACUCUAGUGGACCUGUGAAGGACCGGAAGAUGUUGUCCACUGCACAACAGAUGCUGCAGGACAGUAAAACCAAAAUUGAGGUGAUCCGUAUGCAGAUCCGCAAGGCAGUGCAGGCAGAUGAGUUGCAUCUAGAAGAUGAGGACGGCCAAGUGAAACCAGAACUAAGUCACCUUGAGCUGAGAAUUGAAGAGCUACGGCAUCACUUUCGGGUGGAACAUGCUGUAUUGGAAGGAGCAAAAAAUGUCCUCCGCUUGCUGGGGUCGGGAAAGGUUCAUGAUAAGAAAGCACUGUCUGAGGCUCAGUCCAGGCUGAAUGAGUCGAGUGAGAAGGUGGACUUAUUAAAGCAUUCUUUAGAGCAGAGAUUAAAUGAGCUCCCAGAAGAUCAUCCGAAGGGCUGUAUUAUUAAAGAGGAACUUGUUAUGUCAAGCUCUCCAGCGUUCAGCAAUCGGAAUAGCACUUCUUACCAACAGAACCAGUAUAGCACACUUUACAAGCCAUCACCACUGACAGGUACACUGGAGGUCCGGAUCGUUGGUUGUACAGGUCUUUUAGAGGCUGUUCCAGGGCGAUCUCGUGGGUCUGGUGUCCCCUUGCCUGCAUACAGUCCCAACGAGAGUCGAACUUCUUUCAUGAGCAGGACCAGCCGGGGUCUGUACGGAAGAAGUGGAAGUGGCAGUGGCCGCAACCUCAUUAUCAAAUCUGAAGAGUUAUCCAGCGAUGUGAGUGCCGUCCUCAAGCUUGACAACACAGUUGUUGGACAGACAGCAUGGAAAACAGUUGGUGAACAAUCAUGGAAUCAGACCUUCACAGUAGAGCUGGAGCGUUCUCGGGAAUUAGAGAUCAGUGUUUACUGGCGGGACUGGCGUUCUCUCUGUGCCUUAAAAUAUCUUAAACUGGAAGACUUCCUGGAUAACCAACGGCAUGAAAUACAGCUAGAUUUGGAACCUCAGGGAGUGCUCUUGACAGAGGUCACGUUUUCUAAUCCUGUGAUUGAACGAAUACCCAAACUACAACGGCAAAAGAAGAUUUUCUCCAAACAGCAAGGGAAGGCUUUCCUUCGAGCUCCUCAGAUGAAUAUUAACAUCGCCACGUGGGGUCGGUUGUUGAGGAAAGCAUUUCCUGCUAUUAAUUCCACAGGAACAUAUAGCCCCUCAUCUUACAUGACUGCUGUCUCUGAGGGCAGGCAGACGCUGUCCACCAACAUGCCUGGAGACUUGUCAUUUGAAAAAUUGUCCUUUGAUGUCGAUGAGCCUUCAAGCACACCUCGAAAGGCUUCAUUGGAGUCAAGGAGCAGUCCCAAUGGUGAUAAGACAAUGCAGUCUGUCGUACUGCAGUGUUACAGACAACUCCAGACUGAUGUCAUUCAUCCAGUUUCUCCAGUAAAGCAAAUUUCAUCCACAUCUGAAUCAGAUGGUAAUCGGCAAAGCAUACAGCUGAAAUCCUCACUGACUCUGGAUGAUUUCAAGCUGAUUGCAGUCUUGGGCAGGGGACACUUUGGAAAGGUGCUGCUGUCAGAAUAUAAAAAAUCAGGGCAACUAUUCGCCAUUAAAGCUUUGAAGAAAGGAGAUAUUGUUGCAAGGGAUGAGGUUGACAGCCUUAUGUGUGAGAAACGGAUCUUCGAGACUGUGAACAUCUCCAAUCAUCCAUUCCUAGUCAAUCUUUUUGCGUGUUUCCAAACCCCAGAGCAUGUAUGCUUUGUGAUGGAGUAUACGGCCGGUGGAGAUCUCAUGAUGCACAUACACGCUGACGUUUUCUCGGAACCUAGAGCUGUGUUCUAUUCUGCAUGUGUUGUUCUUGGGCUGCAAUUCCUUCAUGAUAACAAGAUUGUGUACAGGGAUUUGAAGCUUGAUAACUUGCUCCUUGACACAGAGGGUUAUGUCAAAAUUGCUGAUUUUGGACUUUGUAAGGAAGAUAUGGGCUAUGGUGAGCGGACGAGCACUUUCUGCGGUACUCCAGAGUUUCUUGCUCCUGAGGUUCUGACAGACACCUCUUACACCCGGGCUGUGGACUGGUGGGGACUUGGUGUUCUCAUCUAUGAGAUGCUGGUGGGAGAGUCUCCAUUUCCAGGGGAUGAUGAGGAGGAAGUGUUUGACAGCAUUGUCAAUGAUGAGGUUCGAUACCCACGAUUCCUAUCUACUGAGGCCAUCGCUGUAAUGAGAAGGUUGUUACGAAGGAAUCCUGAGCGCCGGCUGGGAUCCAGUGAACGCGAUGCAGAAGAAGUGAAGAAGCAGCCAUUCUUCAGGGAAAUAGAUUGGCAAGCCUUGCUUGCCAAGAAAGUGAAACCCCCUUUUGUUCCUACCAUCCGUGAUCGGGAGGAUGUCAGUAAUUUUGAUGAAGAGUUUACUGCAGAAGAGGCAACACUGACCCCACCACGAGAGCCCAGGAUUCUCACUGAGAAGGAGCAGAUUAUGUUUAAGGAGUUUGAUUAUGUCUCAAAAUAUUGUUAAUGUUCUUCGACAGCCUUGUCCUGCAAUAAUUAUAGUCACUGGUUUCAUAUUUUCAAAUCUUAAAAGAAACCCAUGUCGGUGGAACCAUGCUCUGAAAUGUGAUGCAAUCCCUCUGCUUUUUUUUUCAAAAAAAAAGCUUUUAUUUAUAUAUAUUUUUUGAUCAAUCUUAAUUUUUUUAUAUUUCUAGAAACCAUAACAAAUUAAGGUUGCAAGCAAGUUGACCUGCUGCACCAGGGGCCUCUGACGCUCUUUGCCAGGUCAAGCUGUUACCUUGUUGUACUGAAAACCUCACCUUCCCCUCAUGACAAAAUCCCACCCUACUCCCACAUUAUGUCACACUAUCACUCUGCUGUACCUGGACUGACACCUUCAAUCAUGAUUAGUAAAUCUAAAAGGAUGCUAUUCUACCAGGUUAAUUUGCAAGCAACUGCAGGACUGCUGGAUAGAAUUACAAUGAAUUGCAAUUAGUUCAAAAAAGAUCAAAUUUUAGAGUUAGUUAGGAUUGAGCAACAGGGGACUGCAGCUUCUUGGUUUUUUUAUGUUUUAGUUGCACUUUUCCAGAUCUGUUUGAUGUUCCAAUUAUCUUUAAAGAUUCUGCUCAUGGUGAAUAAUGUGACAGUGAUACAGGGUCUGUGCAGCCCCUUGCAUCGACCCAUACCUACCAUAACCAGUCACAGUUCUCCGUAUCCUGCCCCAGUUCUCUACAGGUCAAAACAGCACUCAUGUCCUUCUCUCUCAUAUUUCAGCUCACCUUCAAAAUCAAGGCUCACCAAAUUGAGGAGGUUGUGUUAUGAAUGUACUAGUCACUUCACUGUAUGCCUGGUGUGCCUGUAGCCUCUACAAUUAACAAAUUGGUGAUCUUGUUAUCGUGACAAUGCUGACUUGGUUUACAUACUAAUUUAGAAGCUUAAAACACAAGUAGAUACAAAUAUCAGCACGGGGCUAAUUGCACUGACAUCUGGAGCAUAAGCUCAUCAAUUUUUGAAAUGAAUGUUCAGUGAGAGUGGAGCUGAACCUGUUCGGUUUCUGUUGCACCUCCCUCCCCCACUUGAAUCCAGAUGACUACUGCCUUACAGGAUGGAAACCUGUCCAGUCAAGCCUUCGUGACAGUUGUACAGUUGAGGACAUUAAGGUUACAAAAAAGUACUGCAGGUACUGGAGAUUUGAAAUUAAAGGUAGAAAGUGCUGGAUGAGCUCAGCAGGCCUGACAGCAUCAAAGGAAAGAGAAAAGCAAGUUAACAAGUUUGAGUCUGAAUUCAAUACUCUUCACAAGCACCUCUUCCAAAGAGGAGUCAUGUUGAAUUUGAAAUUAAUGCCCUUUCUCUCUGUCUCCGCUGAUGAAGCCAGAUUGCUCAGUUUCUCUUAACUUUUUUUUAAAGGUCUAUCAUAUAAAUGCAGGCCUUGCUGGAUGCCCAUCUGCCCAGAGGAGUUUCACAGUAGCUUAGUGGUUAUUACUGUUACCUCACAGGGCCAGGGAUCCAGGUUCAAUUCCAGCCUCGGGCAACUGCCUGUGUGGACUUUGCACAUUCACCCCAUGUCUGCGUGGGUUUCCGCCGCGUACUUCAGUUUCCUCCCACAGUCCAGAGAUGUACCGGUUAGGUGGAUUGGCCAUGCUAAAUUACCCACAGGGUCCAGGGAUGUGCUGGCUAGGUGUGUUAGCCAUGGGAAAUGCAGGCCUGCGGUGAUAGGGUAGGGUGGGUGAGUCUGGGUGGGAUGCUAUUUGGAGAAUUGGUGUGGACUUGUUUGGGCAAAUGGCCUGUACUAUUUUUAAAAAAUAGUGAAAUAAAAAGAGACGCUUGCUACUUUAAUUUGAUCUCCAGCAACUGUAGGACGUUGUUUUUAUUUUGGGCCCUGAUGCCAGAGUUGGAUUUCAAGUUGUGUACACUGUUGAUGUUUCUGUCAUGAGAAAUAUUGUAAUUAAAUCUUGCCUUGCAUUCCUGUUCCUCCCCAAGGAUACCCCACUUAGAAAUGCUGCUGAUGUUCCUCUGGGGAGAUAUGUCUCAAUCAUUAUUCCAGAUACUCCUUUGAAUGAGCCAAUGGGUGGUAGCUGGUAUACUCUAAAGGAUUCUUAACCUCUUCUAUGAUUGUGUUGGUCCCAAUUCCAACUUGGCUGUCACUGUCUCCACAGUUAACCUAAAGCCACUUCUUGUCAUUAGCCAUUGCAGAAUGUCUGAAACUGAAGCCUAACCAGAUAUAAAUGAAGGAUGUAAAGCAUGAUCUUGAGUGAAGGGCUAAAGACUGAACGUGCUACUGAAAUCCCCCGAGGGGCCACUAAGGCUGUGGCUGUUACUGUUACUAUCCACUCCAAGGUCAUUCUGCCCCAUUAGCAACAAUAGCUUAGAUUGUCAAGGAAACUUGACUAUUUUUUUAUUGAUAGAAAGGUGUAUUUUUUAAAAAAAGAACAAAUGAAAUUGGUAUAAAUAGCUUUUUUUUCUUGUUUAAUGUAUCAUUACUACCAAUGUUCAUUCUUUGAAUAAGAUGAUUUAGCCAC